Molecule: messenger RNA, 442 nt
Organism: Ectocarpus sp. CCAP 1310/34
Lineage: Eukaryota; Phaeophyceae; Ectocarpales; Ectocarpaceae
Source: the annotation of a GenBank genome assembly
AUGGAGUCUCCGUUUGCGCACGGUGGCCUCGAUGGUUCCUCUCAGCCUGCCUGGAUGAGGGCCUGGCUGGGAAUAGGACAGGGGGCGGUCUCAGCGUUUCCGCUUGCUCCAGCCGAUGCACCGUGUAAGUAAGGAACUGUGUUACGUACUGACGGUUGGUCCCAUUGAGCUUCGUGUAGUGCUCCGCUGUUAGGCUCCAUGAGGCGCACCCAUACAGGAGAGUCUCCACCACUUCAACCUGGAGUAGCCGGAUCUUGAGCUGGCGGUUGGCCCGUCGCCUGUCGUACAUCGAAGCACCGUUCCGGCGGUAGCACUUCCACGCUCGGCAGCGGCGGCUCGUGAUCUCCCGGUCGGCCUUCCCGUCCGCGGAGAUGGUACAUCCGAGUAAACCAUAAUCGACUUCGUAAGUCGCGAGGGAAGGGAUUGCUGUACCCUUCUCGCG